GGUGCAGCUCCGAGCGGCGGAGCCGGCGGUGCCCUCCGCGCCGCAGCCCUCCCCGGUCUGUGCCCGCACCCAGGGUGGGGACCGACGGACCGUUUCCUGGCUCCGCCGGGGCAGGGGCGCUGGAGAGCCCCCGGGGGGCACCAUGGCGGUGAGAUUCCAGGUGUUGGACAUGGAGGAGCUGACCAUCUGGGAACAGCACACAGCCACGCUCUGCAAGGACCCCCGCCGGGGCUUUGGCAUUGCAAUCUCUGGCAGCCGAGACCGGCCCAGUGGCGCCGUGGUUGUGUCCGACGUGGUGCCCGGAGGGCCGGCUGAGGGCAGGCUACAGACGGGGGACCACCUCGUCAUGGUGAACGGGGUCUCCAUGGAGAACGUCAACUCCUCCUUUGCCAUUCAGAUACUCAAGACCUGCGCCAAGCUGGCCAACGUCACGGUCAAGCGUCCCCGAAAAAUCCAGCUGCCUGCCACCAAGGCCAGCUCCCCUGGCCUGAGACACCAGGACUCCGAUGGGGAGGAUGGGCCGCAGAGGCUGGACGAGGCUGACCAUGGCCAGGGCUACGAAGGUGACACGUCCAGUGGCUCUGGCCACUCCUGCGAUGAGCGCUCCCGCCGGCCGAGAGCUGGCCACCGGAGCCGGGCCAGCAGCCACGGGCGCAGGAGCCCAGGCAGCGGCUCCGAGGCCCAAGGGCUGGCCCUGGUGUCCGGCUUUAAGCGGCUGCCUCGGCAGGACGUGCACAUGAGGCCGGUGAAGUCGGUGCUGGUGCGGAGGCGGGAGAGCGAUGAGUUUGGAGUCAAACUGGGCAGUCAGAUCUUCAUCAAGCACAUCACGGAGUCAGGCCUGGCUGCCCGCACCCGGGGACUGCAGGAAGGCGACCUGGUCCUACAGAUCAAUGGGGUGUCCAGCGAGAAUCUGUCGCUGAGCAACACGCGGCGCCUGAUUGAGAAGUCGGAAGGGAAGCUGACCCUGCUGGUGCUUAGGGACCAAGGACAGUUCCUGGUGAACAUCCCGCCAGCCGUCAGUGACAGUGACAGCUCCCUCCUGGACGACAUCUCAGACCUCGGCUCGGAACUGUCUCAAGCGCCACCAUCCCACAUCCCACCGCCACCCCAGCACAGGCGGCCGAGCUCCAGUACCAGCCGGGCCGACUCCCCUGUGGAGAGCCCCCUGCUUCGGCAGGAGAGCCCGGUGGAUUCCAGAACCGUCUCGGAACCAGACUCCCCCAGGCAAAGUGCCUAUGACAUCUACAGGGUGCCCAGCAGUCAGAGUGUGGAAGACCACCGGUACAGCCCCGACUCCAGGGUGGUCCACUUCAUCAAGGGCACAACCAUCGGGCUGCGGGUGGCUGGAGGCAAUAACGUAGGCAUCUUUGUGUCGGGGGUGCAGGAAGGCAGCCCGGCGGAUGGGCAGGGCAUCCAAGAGGGAGAUGAGAUUCUGCAGGUGAACGACACGCCGAUGCGGAACCUGACCCGGGAGGAGGCUGUGCAGGUGCUCCUGGGGCUGCCCCCGGGCGCGGGGGUGGAGCUGGCGACGCAGCGGAGGCAGGACUUCUUCCGGCAGGUGGUGCAGGCCCGCGCCGGCGAUUCCUUCUACGUCCGCACGCACUUCGAGCUGGAGCCCAGCCCGCCAUCCUGCCUGGGCUUCACCCGUGGGGACGUCUUCCACGUGCUGGACACGCUGUACCCCGGCCCCGGGCAGAGCCGCGCCCGCGCGGGCCACUGGCUGGCGGUGCGCAUGGGCCGGGACUGCCGGGAGCUGGAGCGCGGCGUCAUCCCCAACCAGGGCAGGGCAGAGCAGCUGGCCAGUCUGGAGACUGCCCAGAGGGCCCUGGGGACUGGGCCUGGCACCUCGGUGGGCUCUGGCGCACGGGCCGAGUUCUGGCGGCUGCGGGGUCUCCGUCGGGGAGCCAAGAAGACCACCCAUCGGAGCCGCGAGGACCUGUCAGCUCUGACCAGACAGGGUCACUACCCGCCCUAUGAACGUGUGGCACUGCGAGAAGCCAGCUUCAAGCGCCCCGUGGUGAUCCUGGGACCCGUGGCAGACAUCGCGAUGCAGAAGUUGACGACUGAGAUGCCUGACCAGUUUGAAAUCGCAGAUAGCAUGCUGAGGGCAGACAGCCCCUCCAAGAUCAUCAAACUGGACACCGUGCGGCUGAUCGCAGAGAAAGACAAGCACGCACUCCUGGAUGUGACACCCUCUGCAAUUGAGCGCCUCAACUACGUGCAGUACUACCCCAUCGUGGUCUUCUGCGCCCCCGAAAGCCGGACAGCCCUCAAGGCACUGCGCCAGUGGCUGGCACCCGCCUCCCGCCGUAGCACUCGCCGCCUCUACGCCCAAGCCCAGAAGCUGCAGAAGCACAGUGACCACCUCUUCACAGCCAGCAUCCCCCUGUGCGGCAUGAGUGACACCUGGUACCAGGAGCUCAAGGCCGUUAUCUGUGAGCAGCAGACGCGGCCCAUCUGGACAGCUGAGGACCAGGUGGACGGCCCCUCAGAGGACACGCUGGACCUCCCUCACCAUGGCCUGGCUGACAGCUCUGCAGAUCUGAGUUGUGACAGCCGGGUCAACAGCGACUACGAGACAGACGGCGAGGGCGGCGUCUACACCGACGGCGAGGGUUACACAGACGGCGAAGGCGGGCCCCACACAGACGUGGAUGAAGGGUCCCCAGCGCCAGCCCUGGCCCGGUCCUCAGAGCCCGUGCUGGCGGACGAGCCCCAGAGUCCGUGGCAUCACAGGAAAUCCUCGGGUCACCGAGGGCCCCGGGUGGAUGGUCACCACCCCCAGGGUUGGGGGCAACAGGACAGCAUGCGGACAUAUGAGCAGGAAGCUCUGAGGAAAAAGUUUACAAGAUCCCGAGAUGUGGAGUCCUCUGAUGAAGAUGGCUAUGACUGGGGCCCAGCCACUGACUUGUGACCCCACCUGGGUGACCAGCUGGCCCAUCCUCCCUUUUCCUCCCUGGAGCUGGGACUUGAUCCCAUAGAGAAUCGGGAACCCUGCCUCUCUCCUCUGGUCUUUAAUAAAUAGAGUAUUUUCACA
Manis pentadactyla (Chinese pangolin) is the source of this 3037-nucleotide messenger RNA. RefSeq names its product tight junction protein 3 (gene TJP3). Bases 143 to 2914 code for a protein of 923 amino acids. Gene Ontology annotation, molecular function: cell adhesion molecule binding. The transcript has 21 exons. Gene Ontology annotation, cellular component: bicellular tight junction; plasma membrane. The record is from RefSeq and is a predicted model, not a curated record. NCBI's taxonomy places the organism in Eukaryota, Metazoa, Chordata, Mammalia, Pholidota, Manidae. Gene Ontology annotation, biological process: cell-cell junction organization; establishment of endothelial intestinal barrier; positive regulation of blood-brain barrier permeability.